This is a messenger RNA of Macroventuria anomochaeta, 1932 nucleotides long. RefSeq lists its product as uncharacterized. The transcript has 2 exons. The record is from RefSeq and is a predicted model, not a curated record. Lineage: Eukaryota; Fungi; Ascomycota; Dothideomycetes; Pleosporales; Didymellaceae. Bases 252 to 1469 code for a protein of 405 amino acids.
AUCACCACCAGUUGCGGUGCAGGCAGAAACGUCGCACGCUACCUUGCAUACCCGUUGCUCCCAGCCAGUCACGUAUAGGCUGCAGCUUGGUUGUGCAUUCCGCGAACCAAUCGUCACCCCUGGCAUCCGCGCAGCAACAACACUUUUUGCUGCAUCGCCUCUGCCAGCCUCAAUAAUUUUCCUGUUUCUUUGAAGCAUCGUCUUCUGUACUUCUACGCGACCGCUGCGACACUGCAUCACCGCGACACAAAAUGGUCUACAACACUCGCCGGAAAUCUCUCUCGCUGCCAUCCCUGGGCAUAGCGAUUCCUGGAGGGCCCCGGUCUGCGCGCUCACCGCCUUCGACCACCGACAUCCAGCAACCGGCGAAGAAGCAGAAACGCUCGCAUUCAGGAUCCAGCACAUUGUCGCUUACGUCGCCGUCAAAUACUCUCCCACUGCGUGCCUUCGAUGAGCAGCGACCAAAAAGCUCAGGGCGUGUGGCAGACACCCCGCCACCUUCACCUGGCGGCGAGUCCGGGCAGGCAAAGGUCGACACACAAGGCAUCGAUGAUGAGAUCGUCGUCGGCGUUAUCGAGCAGCUCGAGAAGACAGGAAACCGACCCCACCUGCUGAAGGAGCUCGCGACAGCGCUGUCGCCCACCAUCCCUAUUGUCGAGAGCUCUGCGAACCCUGCCGCUAUCAUCUCCUCGCGAUUGGCUACCUACCUCAAGCGCACAUGGACUGCACUAUCAAGGUGUCCCCUUGACAAGAAGCUGGUCGGCACGCACCCUAAGCGCGUCUACUACUUCCUCACCACUACACCUCACCUGCCGAUUCCUGCCGAUGCCGCAAACGGUGCAAUUAUGCCGCGUAUUGUCACACCUUCUCUGUCCUCCGGUGUCUCUGAGGAAGAGGAUAUGGAUGCGCGCGCGAGAGCCCGCAUGUCUCCCUCGCCAGAGCUGGAUCUAUCCGACUACGACGAAAACGGCAGCGCUGGUCCCUUUUCGAGCCAGGCUCACCCUCCUACCAUUGCAAACAUCGCGCACAACCGCCGUGCCCAGUCUCCACCGCUGGAGAAAGAGGAGCGCGAGUUUACCAUGACAGCGUCAUUCCUGCAACAAGAGCGGAAAAAGCAGGAGGCCGAGCGCGACCGUUCUGCUAGCCUGUCUGCGGAGCGAACCCAAACCUCCGACGUCAACAUGGACGACGUUGCCCAGUCAAUCGAGGAGACAGAAGAGCUUGCUGCGCGCAAAAACUCAGAAGCCGCAGCUGCCCUUUUCGGCCAUAUGGCAAACUCCUCUUUCGAAUUCACUGUCGAUAGCCCCGCUCUGAAAUCGCAGGCGUUCCAUCUGGAACUGCCCCCACCAAUGUUCAAGCCCCACGAGGUAAAACUUGAGAUCGCCGACAUUGACUGGAGCUGGUCAGAUAUGCGGAGUCCGGAACACAUCGAGCUUGAUGAGCUUGAGGAGAUGUUCGGCGGCUAUUAGACCAUCCGCGACCACCAUCACCAUCUAUUCCAGCACACGAUUUUGACGAUUUCCCUACGCAUCAUCCGUCUCAUCUAUGGGCUACAUCUUUUCGUUCCCUCUCAUCUAGUCAUUUCCAUUUUCUCACUUUCUAUUUCGCAGGCGCAAUGUCUCGUAGAUGGUUGUUCUACAUCAGUCGUUUGCGUUGCAUCAUACACUCUGGCUGUUGGCAUACAGCAACGGAGUUCAGUGGAGGCACCCCACCUGCCAUGUGGGAGUCCUUAGGAUACUGUACGAUAGUUGUCGUGUUUGAGUGUAUGGGUUUGACUGGAUAUGUCAUAUUUGGUCUGAGGCACCGGUUGUUACUCGGCGCAUGUAUGUUUAUCUUGGAGUUAUGUUUCGCGAGCUGUCGCGACAGGGUUGCGACCAAUUUUCCACACAAGAUCGAACUGGACCAUCUAGAUAAAAGUCAUCUCUAAAUUGG